AUGGGUUGCUGCAUGUCAAAUGAAAGGGUAAAUUUCUCAAAAGACACUAAUACUGUUUUUGAAGUUACUAUCGAUGAACAGGGUAAGGCCCACAGAGUAGCCGAAGGAGAAGGAACUCACAUUAUCAGGAUAACGCCAGAUCAAGGAGAAAUUCUUGAAAGAAAA
This is a messenger RNA of Mycotypha africana, 165 nucleotides long. RefSeq lists its product as uncharacterized. The record is from RefSeq and is a predicted model, not a curated record. The annotation marks the transcript as partial. The transcript has 2 exons. Lineage: Eukaryota; Fungi; Mucoromycota; Mucoromycetes; Mucorales; Mycotyphaceae.